ACCUCCACGGUAGAAAUCUUGAUAUGCCGUUUCGCCCAUUUUCGCGCUCCUUUGACACACACACUGCAAAGCCAGCAUAGUCGCGCCGCCAUCUUCACUUUUCGUGCCAAGGAAGGGUACACUGGGUGAGAGGGGGCGACACUACGAGAGUGUCAAUCCCCCUCCACCGUAGGCUGUUUUUCCCUUCUGCAUCUCGCUCUAUGGUUGGAGUCUUUCGCCUCGAGGAAGAAGCCAUCGAAGAAGAAUUAGCUUUCGAGGAAGACGUAGCACUCGUUAAAGCAACGCUCGACGGAUUGCAUCUCGCUCUGUUGUAGUUGGAGUCUGUCGGCCAUCCAUUCUUGUAUCCAUCGCGUGCUCAUCUCCAAUCAUGGCGGCGAUUCCGGCUGACACCGCACAGUUCGAUGCCCGGAACUACGAUCAGAAGAUGGAGUCCGUGCUGAAGGAGGAUGGAGAUGACUUCAUCUCUACAUGGGAGGAGGUGCACGAAUCCUUCGACGCUAUGGGGCUCAGGGAGAACCUGCUGAGAGGCAUUUAUGCGUACGGUUGCAUUGCCUGUGUCACUUGUUUCGAAAAACCGUCGACCAUUCAGCAGAGGGGCAUCGUGCCGUUCUGCAAAGGACUGGAUGUCAUUCAGCAGGCACAGUCCGGUACGGGGAAGACGGCGACUUUCUGUUCUGGAGUUCUGCAGCAGCUGGACUACGAGACGUUGGCAUGCCAAGCACUCGUACUUGCGCCUACGCGAGAGUUGGCGCAGCAGAUAGAGAAGGUCAUGAGGGCACUGGGAGACUACCUCCAGGUGAAGGUACACGCUUGUGUCGGAGGCACGAGCGUCAGGGAGGACCAGAGGAUCCUGCAGAGUGGUGUACAUGUUGUCGUUGGAACACCAGGACGUGUGUACGACAUGCUUCGCCGAGGAGCGUUGAAGCCCGACUACAUUAAAAUCUUCGUUCUCGACGAGGCCGAUGAAAUGCUCUCCCGAGGAUUCAAGGACCAGAUUUACGAUAUCUUCCAGCUGCUACCGGGCAAGCUCCAAGUCGGUGUGUUCUCGGCUACCAUGCCUCCUGAGGCUCUGGAGAUCACGAGAAAGUUCAUGAACAAGCCGGUGAAGAUUCUGGUCAAGAGAGACGAACUGACCCUCGAGGGUAUCAAGCAGUUUUACGUGAACGUGGACAAGGAAGACUGGAAGCUUGACACUCUGUGCGAUCUCUACGAAACCCUGGCCAUCACGCAGAGUGUCAUCUUCAUCAACACGAGAAGGAAGGUCGACUGGUUGACGGACAAGAUGCGCUCUCGUGAUUUCACGGUCUCUGCUACCCACGGAGAUAUGGACCAGAACACUCGUGAUGUCAUCAUGAGGGAAUUCAGGUCCGGUUCCUCUCGCGUCUUGAUUACCACCGAUCUCCUUGCGCGCGGCAUCGACGUGCAGCAGGUCUCCCUCGUCAUAAACUAUGACCUGCCCACUCAACCCGAGAACUACUUGCAUCGUAUUGGAAGGAGCGGGCGAUUUGGGAGAAAGGGUGUGGCCAUCAACUUCGUCACGCAGGACGAUACCCGCUUGUUGCAAGACAUUCAGAAAUUCUAUAACACGCAGAUCGAGGAGCUUCCGAGCAACGUUGCAGAUUUGUUGUAGAUAAUAAACCGAGCAGAGGUGGUGGGUGGUGGCAUCAUCCGUAUGUGGUUGAUCUUGUGUGGUGUUUUUGCUUUUUGCUGUCCGCAAGCGAGCGGGCUAGGGAGAGGUAAGAAGAGGAAUAUAGACUGUAGACGGUACUGGUUCUGGUCCCGGUGGUGGGAAGCGGAGGUGGUUGGAUGUGUCCUCUCCGAAGUCUCUGCUGCAAUGGCAUGCUCGAUGUGGUAUUAUGAUCUUUGUUGGCGGCGGAGUAUGGUAAAUUGACUAGACUAAGUUAUAGAGGACAUUGUGUAUUGAAAAGAGGGUGAUGAUGCCUCAGAACGGCAGACAGGAGAGCGAGAGAGAGAGAGAGAGGGAGAGGGAGGAGCAGGUGGUGCUCUUGAGUGUUUGGGCCAGCUGCUGGUUACUGUGCAAUUCUCCAGUGAGUUUCCCUUUUGGAAGGGAAGACUCUGAAACGGUGUCCAUUCUAUUUCGCGGUGUCCGAGGAGGUGGUUCGGCGGUGGGUAGACGGUGCUGUUGUGCUCGCCGCACCUGCGUGAUAGAGGAGUUUUGUCCGUGUUUUUUUGAGCUUCUGUGGUAUACGAUGACUUUUUUCGCUUUCCUUUUUGUCGUUUGUUGUUUUUCCUUUUCGACUCUUGACAUCUGGCAAGAGUCUUCGGAAUUGAAAUACGUGGCGCUGCCUGGAAGCGUUGCGCGACUCCUUUUAGAUAGUACAUGUUUCUUUUUUCUCGAUUUUCAAUGUGAAUGCUAUGGAAUAUGUUAUGGGAAGUCAUCGUGCGUCUUGAGUUGGAUGCUAUGGAAGAUGUUAUGGAAGUCAUCGUGCGUCUCGAGUUGGCCUUUUCUGGACCUCGUGGGUGGUUGGGGGUGGGUGUCCCUCGCUGCCGGUUGGCUCAGGUUCACAGAACUCUUCUUUGUCUGUGCGGUUGUUUUUGACAUGCGUUGGUGUUGAAAGACUAACGUAAGAACAUAAAAUAUUAGGAUGCGUUAAAUUAUACACUUAUCUUCUUAACACCAACGCUUCUUUUUCGCGAAAGCUGUGCAAAAUUCGAUGUGUCUUAAAAUUUAGGAUUUAUAUACCUGGAUGAUCUUUGUAUCUUGAUUUCGGCGACAUUAUUUUUCGGAAUGAAACCGGUGACGUUUAGGUUACUCAACUCGGGGAAAGAAAAGAGAAUGGACUGACCCAAUUAAUAAAAUUCUGUUGACGUCACACAUGAUGCAUAUUUGGAUUGGAUAAAGGUCGUUAUGACGCGGCAGGAGUGACGUUCAAACGGUAGCUGUGAGCCAGUGGAAAAGAUGUUUCGAAGAUAUGGGUUGACGUCAAUGAAAAUGAAGACUGUUCGUGGUC
This is a messenger RNA of Chara braunii, 2972 nucleotides long. NCBI's taxonomy places the organism in Eukaryota, Viridiplantae, Streptophyta, Charophyceae, Charales, Characeae. The record is from the annotation of a GenBank genome assembly.